UUCUGCAUAUAGUACCUACUUGUACCACACUCAACUUUACGAAGCUCUGAAAAUGUGUUCUUUCAAGGUUAUGUUAAGCUUCGCUAUGAUUACAUUAGCAUCUGCUGGUCACUUAGCAGGGUAUAAUGCCUACAAUGGUUACAACGGAUUCAGUUCCGGCAACGGAGGAUUUGGUUACAGCGGUGGAGCCAACAUACCAAUUCUUCGUUAUGAUAACGUCAAUAAUGGCGACGGAACCUAUAGAUACAGUUACGAAACCGGUAAUGGAAUAUCAGCCCAUGAGAGCGGUGCCCCCCGAGCUUCAGGGCCUGAAGGUCCAGCUGUGACAGCUGAGGGCGGUUUCUCUUACCGCGCUCCUGAUGGACAGCAGAUCUCGCUGACGUACACCGCUGAUGAGAACGGCUUCCACCCCACGGGCUCCCACAUCCCUACUCCUCCUCCCAUCCCUGAAGCCAUACUCCGCUCUAUCCAAUUCAACAGACAAAAUCCUUCUCAUGACGGCUCCUACAACAGCGGCGCGUACAAUGGUUACCGCUACUAAGUAACUCACACGACAACUGCGAUCACACAUCAUUGAUAAUGGACUGUGAUACACCCACGAUAUUUAUAUAGCUUAUUGUAAAUAAAAUGCACAACUAUUUAU
Molecule: messenger RNA, 643 nt
Organism: Achroia grisella
Lineage: Eukaryota; Metazoa; Arthropoda; Insecta; Lepidoptera; Pyralidae
Gene: CPR8
Product: pupal cuticle protein 20-like
Exons: 4
Coding region: 53-541 (162 amino acids)
Cellular component (GO): chitin-based extracellular matrix
Molecular function (GO): structural constituent of chitin-based larval cuticle
Source: RefSeq, a predicted model, not a curated record